Molecule: messenger RNA, 3230 nt
Organism: Populus euphratica (Euphrates poplar)
Lineage: Eukaryota; Viridiplantae; Streptophyta; Magnoliopsida; Malpighiales; Salicaceae
Product: DNA gyrase subunit A, chloroplastic/mitochondrial-like
Exons: 28
Coding region: 110-2956 (948 amino acids)
Biological process (GO): DNA topological change
Cellular component (GO): chromosome; DNA topoisomerase type II (double strand cut, ATP-hydrolyzing) complex; cytoplasm
Molecular function (GO): ATP binding; DNA binding; DNA topoisomerase type II (double strand cut, ATP-hydrolyzing) activity
Source: RefSeq, a predicted model, not a curated record
ACAAUCCCCAACGCAUUCGGAGAGAAAAAAAAUCCUUAAACCCUAAAAAAGCCCCAAUGAAACCCAAACCCUUCAUUUCUUUUCCCAAUCUUUCCUCUUCUUCUAUGGCAUGAACCCCUCUUCUCUUACAAGAUUAAACCCUAAUUCUUGCAGCCCCAUGUCUCUCCCCUCCACUCUCCGUCUCUCCUCUCUUCUCCACCGUCUCCCUCCUCCUUCCUGCCGUUAUUUCUCUUUCCUCCACCACCGCUCCGUCUCCGACCUCCGCUUCUUCUCUUCCUCCCCCCGCAUCCGUCCAGUUGUUCAAUCUCGCCGCCGUGAGGAACCCCCCACUGAUGAUAGUGAGAAUGGGAGCCUGUUAGUGAAGGAUCCGAAUGGGGGUAGUCCAGGCGGUGGAAAUGGGCGGGUUGUUCAAACGGAGCUUCAUAAAGAGGCUACUGAGGCCUAUAUGGCUUAUGCUAUGUCUGUUUUGCUUGGUAGAGCCUUGCCCGAUGUUAGAGAUGGGCUAAAACCAGUUCACCGGAGGAUUCUAUUUGCAAUGCAUGAAUUGGGGCUUUCUUCGAAAAAGCCGUUUAAAAAAUGUGCUAGAGUUGUUGGUGAGGUUUUGGGCAAGUUUCAUCCCCAUGGAGAUACUGCUGUCUAUGACGCACUAGUUCGAAUGGCGCAGGAUUUCUCACUGAGAUGCCCUCUUAUUCAAGGGCAUGGGAAUUUUGGUUCGGUUGAUGCGGAUCCUCCUGCUGCCAUGCGAUAUACAGAGUGCAGGCUGGAUGGACUUACAGAGGCAGUUUUUUUGGCUGAUCUUGAACAAGAUACAGUUGAUUUUGUCCCUAACUUUGACAAUUCCCAAAAGGAACCUUCACUUUUGCCUACUCGGCUUCCAACUUUAUUGUUGAACGGUUCUUCUGGGAUUGCGGUUGGCAUGGCAACCAAAAUUCCUCCUCAUAAUCUUGGAGAGCUGGUGGAUGUGUUAUGUGCCCUAAUUCAUAACCCAGAAGCCACUUUGCAAGAGUUGUUAGAAUACAUGCCUGGACCUGACUUUCCAACUGGAGGAAUUAUCAUGGGAAAUCAAGGGAUCUUAGACGCAUAUCGAUCUGGGCAAGGACGUAUCGUAGUCAGAGGAAAAACAGAUGUUGAAUUGCUUGACUCGAAAACAAAGAGAAACGCUGUUAUCAUAAAAGAGAUUCCUUAUCAAACCAACAAAGCAUCGCUGGUGGAAAAAAUUGCUGAACUUGUGGAGGAUAAGAAUUUGGAUGGCAUUAGUGAUAUCCGUGAUGAAAGUGAUCGUUCUGGCAUGCGUGUAGUUAUUGAGCUGAAACGGGGGGCAGAUCCAUCAAUUGUGUUAAAUAAUCUUUAUCGUCUUACUCCUCUUCAGUCUAGUUUUAGCUGCAACAUGGUUGGUAUUCUUGAUGGACAACCUAAACAGAUGGGUCUGAAAGAGUUGCUUCAGGCAUUCUUAAACUUCAGAUGCUCUGUCGUUGAACGGCGUGCCAUGUUCAAGCUUUCUGAAGCACAGAAGAGAAGACAUAUUGUCGAGGGCAUCAUGGCGGGGCUUGAUAAUUUGGAUAGAGUGGUUGAUAUAAUUAGAAAAGCUUCAAGCAAUGCAAUUGCAUCCGCUGAUCUAAGGAAUGAAUUCAGCCUGUCUGAGAAACAAGCUGAAGCUAUUUUGGACAUAAGCCUAAGAAGGCUUACCCUUCUUGAGGGGAAAAAGUUUGUUGAAGAAAGUAAAUCAUUGAUGGAACAAAUAACUAAGCUAGAGGAACUACUGUCAAGCAGGGGAAAUAUAUUACAGUUGAUUGAACAAGAAGCAGUCGAGCUUAAAAAUAAGUUCUCCAAUCCAAGGCGUUCAAUGUUGGAGGACUCUGAUAGUGGUCAGCUUGAAGAUAUAGAUGUUAUUCCAAAUGAAGAAAUGCUCCUGGCAAUUAGUGAAAAGGGCUAUGUUAAGAGGAUGAAGCCUAACACGUUUAACCUUCAAAAUCGUGGAACAAUCGGUAAAUCUGUUGGGAAGUUGAGAGAUAGUGAUGCAAUGUCUGACUUCAUUGUCUGUCACGCACAUGACCGUGUGCUAUAUUUCAGUGAUCAGGGAAUAGUAUACUCGGCUCCUGCUUAUAAAAUCCCUGAAUGCACCAGGGCUGCUGCUGGCACACCACUGAUCCAGUUCUUAUCUUUAUCUGAUGGUGAAAGAAUAACUUCCAUUAUUCCUGUGAGCGAGUUUGCGGAAGAUCAAUUUCUACUGAUGCUUACUGUCAAUGGCUACAUCAAGAAAGUAUCUUUGAACUCUUUCUCAGCCAUACGUUCAACUGGAAUCAUAGCAAUUCAAUUGGUUCCUGGCGAUGAACUAAAAUGGGUCCGCUGUUGCACAAAUGGUGAUCUUGUGGCCAUGGCUUCACAAAAUGGAAUGGUCAUCCUCACUUCCUGUGAGAAUAUUCGAGCACUAGGUAGAAAUACAAGGGGUGGAGUGGCCAUGAGGCUAAGAGAAGGUGACAAGAUAGCAAGCAUGGACAUAAUACCAGCUUCCCUGCAGAAAGACUUGGAGGUGGCGUCAAAAGAUUCUGAGAACAACAACAAGGGCACUGGUCCGUGGUUGUUGUUUGUGUCUGAGAGUGGUCAUGGAAAGCGGGUUCCCCUCAGUAGCUUCAAGCAAUCACGUUUGAACAGAGUUGGAUUAAUUGGUUAUAAGUUCUUUGAGGAAGAUCGCUUGGCAGCUGUCUUUGCAGUUGGUUUUUCAUUGGCAGAAGAUGGUGAAAGUGAUGAGCAAGUGGUUCUUGUAAGCCAAAGUGGCACUGUCAAUCGAAUUAAAGUUAGGGAUAUUUCAAUACAAUCCCGCUUUGCAAGGGGAGUUAUUUUGAUGCGGCUGGAGCAUGCUGGCAAGAUUCAGUCAGCUUCAUUGAUCUCCGCUGUGGAUCCUGAAUUAGAGGAAUCGGCACCUGUGCCUGAACUCCUAUCCGAGACAUCAUUAUAACAAAUUCUGGGGAUCACUUGUAUAUGUCAUGUGCAAUUGGAUCUUGGGUUAAUCUUCCUCGUGCAACCUUGAAGACUUAGUUGGCUUUCCUGCUGUUAAUUAUUAGAGUACAAAAGGGAAUGUGGGUUAGACAGUGUUGGUGCUAGCUUGUUAGCUUGAUCAUUGUUAACUUUUCGGAUCACUGAUCUAAACCUCUGAAGAUCAUAGCUGGAGCACGCCCUUGAUGUGCAGCGUUAUGAGACAACUAUCAUAUCAAAAAAGUCUGUUCAUAUCA